AUGGGGCUGUGCCUCCUGAUGCAGUUACACAACAUUUACAACAUGGGAGGAGCCCAUUCAGCUCACCGUGUGAAUGGCUGUAAAAGUGUUCACCUGCUUAACCUGCUCUUCAAGCUCUUUGUAGCUGUGAUGCUGCGCUCGCCAUUGGCGCGUUGUGGCGGGGGCGGGGCCCCGGUGGCAGUCGGUGCGGGUCGGCGGCGGGCGGAGGUACCGUCAGUCUGCGCUCCUGCAGCCGAGCUCUGCGGUCCCAGGCCUCUCGGUGGCCGCGUUGGGUCCGGACUGGUGUCGGUCAGUGGGCCCGCUGCACCUCAACCCUCGCCGGCAGCAGAACCGAGUCCCAGGAAUUUGACUGCCUGCUGUUUUCAGCUGCCACAUCCUCCAGUCAUGCCUGUCGAUUUUGCCAGGAGACUUUGCCUUAAUCACUCCCCUCCCCUUCGCAGUUUCUUGAACCACCAGGACUUCGGAGGAGUGAACCGAUCCAGACUGAAGCCACUGCGCUCGUGUCUGAAUCUUAGAAACACAGAAUGCCUGGACAAAGAGGAAUGGAAAACUUGCCCCCGCAGCAGCAUUGAGAAAAAGAAGGUAGUUUUUGCAGAUGCGAAGGGCUUCUCGCUCACCGCUGUUCGAAUGUUCUCAGAGUUGGAGGAUGAUUUGUCAGAUCUUCAGUUUGAGCUCUCUGACCUUGCUGACUGUGACCCACGACCUGUCAAGAAUGAGAAGUUAUCUCUAGACUUUCAUCUGCCCUCUGCAAAUUAUUUAAGCCUCCGUUCUCGUUUGCAAGAAAACUUUGUCUGCCUUGAAGACUGUGUGGUCCAAGAGAAGUUCAUUUCUGGAACAGUCAAAGUUAAGAACCUUGGCUAUGAGAAAAAGGUUAUGAUCAGGAUCACCUUUGACUCCUGGAAAAGCUUCCAAGACAUUGAAUGCAUUUACUUGAGCAAUGCAUAUGGCUUCAUGGAUGUAGACACAUUCUGCUUUCAGAUCCACCUGCCAGAAUGUCUCCAACCUCAUGAGAAGAUUGAGUUCUGUGUAUCUUUCAAAUGUGGCCAAGAUACUUUCUGGGACAACAAUAAUGAAGAGAACUAUAAAAUUACUGGUGGGGGCUGGCAGAAAGCUGGCCGAAAAACUCUCUAUGCAGAGGAUUCAUCUCAUUAUAACAUUCGGGGUAGAGCACAAGAAGUAGAUUUUGAACAGUUUGGCAGUCCCCGAUCAGCUGACGUGAUAUUCUCCCAGUGGCAGAGUUGGGGCAGAUUUGACAGUUGUGCCUAUUGGUGAAAACUUCUGGUCCCCAAAUAGGAAUCAGCUAGAUUAUUUUAAAAUGAUAAUUUAAGUUCAUGCCAGAUGUGUAUCCAGAUGAAUCGCAUCUUGAGGAUUGGUGGACAUUGCAUGAACAUUAAAUAUUAGGUGUUAAGAAUAUAACUGCUUUGCUCUGUUGCCAUUGACAAGACUUGAUCAGUCAUGACUCUGUUCUUCCUCAUCUUUCUGCCUGAUUUCUGAGGAAGUGACAGAGAAUGGCCAGUAUUUCCCCAACACGAUGAUGGGGCAAGUGUUUUGUAAUAAAUGUGCUGUUUCAAUUAGAAUAGCACAAUCCCUGAUGUUUUGACACUUCUACAGUAGUAAAUGUUUGAGCUGCUGUCAAUGAUUUACGAGAGCAAAGGUGGCAGUGCCUGAAUUUCGAAUUUCACAAAUCAAACUUGCACAUACAAGACACAUUUGUUAAUCUAUUUGUCACUUGUGUGCAUUGCUUUGUCCCUAACUUGUCAUGUACUAGGAUAAUUAUCCUUUGCUAAUAUUGCUGCACCUGUAAGCUGGGGAAGAACUGGGCUGACGCUUCAGUGAUUACUGCAACAUCGUAAGUUGAAAAUGGGUUAAGUUUGGGAAUCAGGAUCACUUUGUCAGUUCUAGUGACACAUUAAGCAGCAGUGGAUGGCUAUUGCGUAACUGGCUCCCAGUGAUGUUCACAGCCCUCUUUUGAUUGAACAAAGAGUGUUUUGAGUGCCUGCUUUGUUAAAUGUACAAAAAAAAACAGAUUUUAAAAAAUUCUAUUAACACUUCGGUUCUAAUUGCAAUGUAGUUUUCUUGCAGCCAAAACUGGAACUCAGACGCAUGUUCUGAGCAUCUUCAAAUCUUGCCUGUCUUUGCAGAAAAGAGCAAUGGAGGUGGCUUGGUCUUGAUGCCAGCGAAGAGGGUGAUACUCUUCGAAGGGCUGGAAGGAUCGGCAUUUUGCCUCUGUGGCUUGAACUGUGGCUAGUUCAGGGUGAUGAGGAAACCUGUUAAACUUCCCAGUUUAUUUAUACUUCCUGUGUUGCAGUUCUGAAAUUGUGUGGGUUUUUUUUGAAUUAUAAAACAAUGGCAAGAUUUUCACGUUUUAACACUUUUUGAAUAGUUUUAUUGAGUGCUUUGAUUUUCAUUGAGGCUACAGAGUAAAUGCUCAAACAAGAUUACCUCUUGACCUUCAGCUAUGCAAAAUAUAAAGUGAAGAAAUUGAUUAUUAUUGGGAGUAGUUAUUUUAUAAAUUGAGACUGCAAUUGCAAAAGCCUAUGCUGGGCAUUUAUAUGCAAUGUCAGCAGAGUUAUGGGAGAUUGAAGUGGCUACCUGGCCUCAUGAAGUAUGAAUCUUCUGUAGGAAUCUGUUAUCUUGCCUGGUUGCUGUUCACAAAAGAUUGUUCUGUACUUGAUCAUGAAGUUCUUCAUAUUGAAGAUUUAAUUCGUGUGGGGGAUAUUUUGGGUUGAAAGCUCAAAAUCUUUGCCAUUGGUAUUUCUGACUGCCCCCUGCCUCAAUUCAACCUUGUUAAUCCUUGAACACAGAAUCUGGCUAUCAUUCAGGGUAAUAUGGGGCUUGGCCAUACUGUCCAGGUGAUGACUGAGCAGUUGGUCUGGACCAGCACUGAAAGGGGACUCCCUGGAACCGUCCGCUCACCCACUGAAUAAGAGCCACUAUCAGUUGCUCAAACAGCCUUUGUGAGUAGUUCAGGGAGAGAAGCACAAGGUGCAAGUUGAAAGCUGCAGUAGGUUGUAGAUUGGGAUUGAUUUCAUGUGCAGUGUCAAUGUUGGCUGAUUUCCAUUGUUAUCUUAAAGAAAACCCUUUUUCUGGAUUUUGGCCUUUUACACCAGUUGAUGAGCCACUGGCAGAUUAAGAACCAAACAUUUUAAAACCGUUUAAACAGAUUAAUUGAAUGAGGUUUCUUUCGCAUGAACUUCCCUGAGAGCAGACGGGAAUGCUAAAGUCAGCACACUGGGAUGGGAAGUGACUCUGAGAUUCAGAGGAUGAAGUGAGGUGUGGCAAAGAGAUGCCCACAAAUGCCAUGAGGCCCAAUGAUCCCAGAAUCGCUUUGUUUUUUGUUCACUGGGUGAUAAUCAUUUGUGGGGAAAGUGCAGAAGGGAUGAAGAAACGUUUUGGGAAAGUGAAUAUUUCCAUCAAAGAAGAUUUGAAGUAACAACACUAAGGUGACUGUGACAUCUCCGGUGUUCCAGUACACUGCAGUAAGUAUUUGGUGGACACCCACAGAAAGAUUUCGAUGUAGAGUUGACUCAGUGGGGGGGGUGGGGAAGGAUGCUUCACUCACUCAAGGGGAGUUACUGAUUUUUGCAGAGUGUGCCAACUGAGAUUUGGUAGUGGUGUCUCACGGUGUGAAGCAAUGGUUAUUGUCAUCUGGUGGAUUCCCUGUGCGAGAUGAAAGGGAUAUCAGCUGUAAUGGGGGAUGCUUUUCUGUUCUAUAACUCUGCUGCCUGCCUGUUCUCAAGUAUGUGUUACAUUUGCAUUUGUUGUAGAUUAAUGCUACUUUGUAUGUUUAAAAAAAAAUAAAGUUUACAUGGAGUU
Pristis pectinata (smalltooth sawfish) is the source of this 3816-nucleotide messenger RNA. RefSeq names its product protein phosphatase 1 regulatory subunit 3C-like. Gene Ontology annotation, biological process: regulation of glycogen biosynthetic process. The record is from RefSeq and is a predicted model, not a curated record. NCBI's taxonomy places the organism in Eukaryota, Metazoa, Chordata, Chondrichthyes, Rhinopristiformes, Pristidae. The transcript has 3 exons. The coding region runs from base 1 to 1272 and encodes 423 amino acids. Gene Ontology annotation, cellular component: protein phosphatase type 1 complex. Gene Ontology annotation, molecular function: glycogen binding; protein phosphatase 1 binding.